AUGACUUUUGUAAACCUUAGAAGCGCUGGGUGGCAAAAUCCCAAGGAGAAUGAAUCACAGUUAGUAUCUAUAGAGCACCUUCACAACACAGGGCAUCUGUCGUAUCCUGAUCUUUGGGUCAAGCACACCAUGGAAGAACUCGGUAUUGGUCAAAGUGGCGAGGUAGCGGUCGAAAGGCCCGUAGCCCUAUCAUAUGGGUCUCUGGUUUCGCACAUCAACAGCAACACGGCGGCAUUGAACAGUUCUAACGCAGACGUGUACUUGAAAUUGAAGAAGCUCGAACGAGAGUACGAGCUGCUCACCCUGCAGGAGGAUUACAUUAAGGACGAACAGCGCCAUCUGAAGCGCGAGUUGUUGAGAGCGCAGGAGGAGGUUAAGCGCAUCCAAUCUGUUCCGCUGGUUAUUGGACAGUUCUUGGAGCCCAUCGAUGAGAGCACGGGUAUUGUAUCGAGCACUACAGGUAUGAGCUACGUUGUGCGAAUCCUCUCGACUCUGGAUCGGGAGCUGUUGAAGCCGUCGACGUCGGUGGCUCUCCAUAGACAUUCCAACGCGCUGGUUGAUAUCCUACCGCCAGACUCGGACUCCAGCAUUUCUAUUAUGGGGAACAACGAGAAGCCGGACGUGACAUAUGCAGAUGUCGGUGGCUUGGAUAUGCAGAAGCAGGAAAUCCGGGAGGCUGUAGAAUUGCCCUUGGUCCAGGCAGACCUGUAUCAGCAAAUUGGCAUAGACCCUCCGCGCGGUGUGCUGCUAUACGGGCCUCCUGGUACGGGUAAGACGAUGUUGGUGAAGGCGGUGGCGAAUAGUACCAAUGCAGCUUUCAUCAGAGUCAACGGCUCUGAGUUUGUUCACAAGUACCUUGGAGAAGGUCCCAGGAUGGUGCGCGAUGUCUUCCGCUUGGCGAGAGAGAAUGCCCCGUCGAUUAUUUUCAUUGAUGAAGUUGAUUCGAUUGCCACGAAACGUUUUGACGCCCAGACGGGCUCCGAUAGAGAGGUGCAGCGUAUUCUGAUCGAGCUACUAACACAAAUGGAUGGCUUUGAUCAGAGCACUAAUGUCAAAGUUAUCAUGGCAACCAACAGACAUGAUACGCUGGACCCUGCUUUGUUGAGACCUGGUAGACUUGACAGGAAAAUUGAGUUCCCAUCUCUGCGCGACAGACGUGAGCGGCGUCUCAUUUUUGGAACGAUUGCAGCCAAAAUGUCCUUAGCUCCGGAGGUCGACUUGGACUCGUUGAUCAUAAGAAACGAUCCACUAUCGGGUGCGUUGAUCGCAGCUAUUAUGCAAGAAGCUGGCUUACGAGCUGUGAGGAAAAACAGAUAUGUCAUUCUCCAGAGUGAUUUGGAGGAGGCUUACGCAUCACAAGUCAAGACGGGCAGCGAUGUCGACAAGUUCGAUUUCUAUAAAUGA
Eremothecium gossypii ATCC 10895 is the source of this 1404-nucleotide messenger RNA. RefSeq names its product proteasome regulatory particle base subunit RPT3 (gene RPT3). Gene Ontology annotation, cellular component: proteasome regulatory particle, base subcomplex. Bases 1 to 1404 code for a protein of 467 amino acids. Gene Ontology annotation, biological process: proteasome-mediated ubiquitin-dependent protein catabolic process. Lineage: Eukaryota; Fungi; Ascomycota; Saccharomycetes; Saccharomycetales; Saccharomycetaceae. Gene Ontology annotation, molecular function: proteasome-activating activity; ATP binding; ATP hydrolysis activity. The record is from RefSeq and is marked provisional. The transcript has a single exon.